UAAUUAGAGGUAUUCCGUCUGUCAUCUCCUUCUUUGUUACGCGUCCACAUUUCAACACUCUCAUCACUCCUCCCUCUGUAAAAGCCCUCCAAUCUUUUUAUCCUCUCUCUCUCUCUCUCUCUCAAAUUGUCAUUAUAGAUUGAGACCAAACCAGCCAGGUUACAGAACAGACUUGGCUUGCUUCUCAAUCCAGAAACCCACACUCUUUCUCUUCUUUGCUCCUUUUCCUUUUACUUAUAUUAUUAUAUUAUUAUACCAUCAAAGGCUACUCUUUUCCAGUCGAGCUGGGAUUUGGGUUUCGUGUGAUGGGAGGUGAAGGGAUCCAAAUUGGAUCUUUUCAAGGAAUUUGGUGGUACUGAGACUGAGUUUCAUUAAGUGAAGAAGAGACCGAGUUUUCCUGAGUUGGGUUGUUCUUGUUUCUGCUAUAGUGAGUUAUGGACACUGGAGGUCGACUCAUUGCUGGUUCUCACAACAGAAAUGAGUUUGUUUUGAUAAAUGCAGAUGAAAAUGGAAGAAUCAAGUCUGUGCAAGAAUUGAGUGGGCAAACAUGUCAGAUCUGUGGGGAUGAGAUUGAGAUUACAGUGGAUGGGGAACCCUUUGUUGCCUGCAAUGAAUGUGCUUUCCCUGUCUGCAGACCCUGUUAUGAGUAUGAGAGAAGGGAGGGAAACCAAGCUUGCCCUCAGUGCAAAACCAGAUACAAGCGCAUCAAAGGCAGUCCUAGGGUUGAAGGUGAUGAGGAAGAAGAUGACAUAGAUGAUCUGGACAAUGAGUUUGACUAUGAUGCUUUGGAUCCUCAUCAAGUUGCUGAGGCAAUGCUCACUGCUCGCCUUAACACUGGUCGUGGUUCUCAUCCUAAUACCUCUGGAAUUCCCACACAUUCAGAACUAGAUUCGUCUCCUCCUAGCUCUCAAAUUCCUCUUUUGACUUAUGGUGAAGAGGGUUCUGAGAUUUCUGCUGAUCAUCAUGCACUCAUUGUACCACCAUUUAUGGGCCAUGGAAAUAGAGUUCAUCCAAUGCCUUAUACUGAUCCAUCCGUGCCUUUGCAACCUAGACCAAUGGUUCCUGAGAAAGAUAUAGCAGUAUAUGGUUAUGGAAGUGUGGCAUGGAAGGAUCGGAUGGAGGAGUGGAAGAAAAGGCAGAACGACAAACUUCAGGUAGUUAAGCAUGAAGGAGGGAAUGAUGGUGGAAACUUUGAUGGAGAGGGGCUGGAUGAUGCUGAUUUGCCAAUGAUGGAUGAAGGCAGGCAACCACUUUCAAGGAAGCUACCCAUUCCAUCAAGCAAGAUAAAUCCAUACAGACUGAUUAUCAUACUCCGUCUUGCAAUUCUUGGCCUAUUUUUUCACUAUAGACUUCUGCAUCCAGUCAGGGAUGCUUAUGGCUUGUGGUUGACAUCUGUAAUAUGUGAAAUAUGGUUUGCUGUUUCGUGGAUUCUGGAUCAAUUCCCAAAAUGGUACCCUAUAGAGCGUGAAACAUACCUAGAUCGGCUAUCUCUGAGGUAUGAGAAAGAAGGGAAACCAUCAGAAUUAGCUAGCAUAGACAUUUUUGUGAGUACAGUGGAUCCUAUGAAAGAACCUCCAUUGAUCACUGCAAACACUGUUCUGUCCAUCCUUGCUGUGGAUUAUCCAGUCGAUAAAGUUGCAUGCUAUGUAUCAGAUGAUGGUGCUGCCAUGCUCACAUUUGAAGCACUCUCUGAGACAUCUGAAUUUGCUAGGAAAUGGGUUCCUUUCUGUAAAAAAUUCAAUAUUGAACCCCGUGCUCCAGAGUGGUAUUUUUCUCAGAAGAUAGACUACCUAAAAAACAAAGUCCAUCCAGCUUUUGUCAGGGAAAGGCGAGCAAUGAAGAGAGAGUAUGAAGAAUUUAAAGUUAGGAUAAAUGGAUUGGUUGCUACUGCACAGAAGGUUCCUGAGGAAGGUUGGACAAUGCAGGAUGGGACUCCAUGGCCUGGAAACAAUGUCCGUGACCAUCCUGGCAUGAUUCAGGUCUUCCUGGGUCAUAGUGGUGUCUGCGAUGUGGAAGGAAAUGAAUUACCUCGCCUAGUUUAUGUUUCUCGUGAGAAGAGGCCAGGGUUUGAACACCAUAAAAAGGCUGGGGCCAUGAAUGCUUUGAUACGGGUCUCAGCUGUUCUCUCAAAUGCUCCUUAUCUUCUGAAUGUUGACUGUGAUCACUAUAUUAACAAUAGCAAAGCACUUAGAGAAGCCAUGUGUUUCAUGAUGGACCCAACAUCAGGGAAGAAAGUUUGUUAUGUGCAGUUUCCUCAAAGAUUUGAUGGAAUUGAUCGACAUGAUAGAUACUCAAAUCGAAAUGUUGUGUUCUUCGAUAUCAACAUGAAAGGAUUGGAUGGCAUACAAGGACCAAUAUAUGUUGGAACAGGGUGUGUUUUCAGAAGACAAGCACUUUAUGGUUAUGAUGCACCAGUUACCAAGAAGCCUCCUGGCAAGACCUGCAAUUGUUUGCCAAAAUGGUGCUACUGCCUAUGCUGUUGUUCUAGAAAGAACAAGAAAACAAAGCGAAAGGAGAAGACAAAGAAGUCUAAGCAAAGGGAAGCUUCAAAGCAGAUACAUGCUCUUGAAAACAUUGAAGAGGGAAUUUCAGAGGCAAACUCUCAGAAGUCAUCUGAGACAUCACAAAUGAAAUUGGAGAAGAAAUUUGGUCAGUCUCCUGUUUUUGUGGCAUCUACUCUUCUAGAGGAUGGUGGAGUUCCUCAAAAUGCAAGCCCUGCAUCAUUACUAAGAGAAGCGAUCCAAGUCAUAAGUUGCGGUUAUGAAGAUAAAACGGAAUGGGGAAAGGAAGUUGGCUGGAUAUAUGGCUCUGUGACUGAGGAUAUCCUGACAGGAUUCAAGAUGCACUGUCAUGGCUGGCGAUCUGUGUACUGCAUACCUAAACGACCUGCUUUUAAGGGUUCAGCUCCUAUUAACCUCUCAGAUCGUUUGCAUCAAGUUCUGCGUUGGGCUCUUGGAUCUGUUGAAAUUUUCUUGAGCAGACAUUGUCCCAUCUGGUAUGGAUAUGGGGGUGGAUUGAAAUGGUUGGAACGAUUUUCCUACAUUAACUCCGUCGUGUAUCCGUGGACCUCCAUUCCCUUGCUUGUCUACUGUACCCUUCCAGCUAUCUGUCUCCUUACUGGAAAGUUUAUUGUUCCCGAGAUUAGCAACUAUGCCAGUCUUAUAUUCAUAGCUCUCUUCAUAUCAAUUGCUGCAACUAGUAUCAUUGAGAUGCAGUGGGGUGGUGUUGGAAUUGAUGACUGGUGGAGAAAUGAACAGUUCUGGGUUAUUGGAGGUGUUUCAUCACAUCUUUUUGCCCUCUUUCAGGGUUUACUAAAGGUUCUGGCUGGUGUCAGCACAAGCUUCACUGUGACUUCUAAAGGAGCAGAUGAUGGUGAAUUUUCUGAGCUUUACCUCUUCAAAUGGACAUCCUUGCUCAUCCCUCCCACGACCUUAUUGAUCAUAAACAUAGUUGGUGUCGUGGUGGGGGUCUCAGAUGCCAUCAAUAACGGGUAUGAUUCAUGGGGUCCAUUGUUUGGGCGGCUAUUUUUCGCCCUUUGGGUUAUUAUCCACCUCUACCCCUUCCUUAAGGGUUUGCUCGGGAAACAAGAUCGGAUGCCAACCAUUAUUUUGGUGUGGUCUAUCCUGCUGGCCUCAAUCUUGACUCUUAUGUGGGUGCGAAUUAACCCAUUUGUCUCUAAAGAUGGUCCUGUGUUAGAAGUUUGUGGGUUGAAUUGUGAUGACUAGGAAGAGACGAAUAAAGAAGCAGCUUUGGCUCUUCAGUUACCAAUGUGCGAAGGGUGGUUGUGAAGUUGUUGCAGAAGGAAUUUGUGUUCUUCUGUGCUGAAUUGUUCAGCAGGUGUUAUGUUGCAUGGUGAAGUUUUUGUCAUGAGCGAGCAGAAAUUUUGUGGGAGGCAAAUUAUCGGUUGGGGUAGGUGGGUGGGUGUUGUAGAUAUAGAAGGGGGGGAGGGGGCUGACACAUUGUUCUUUGUUUUUACAGAGUUCCUUUUUAGUAAUUCUUUUAUUAUAUUUUAUGGGGUUUAGGAUCCCUGUUUUGUAAUCUGUUGUAUUUUUUGGGUCUGUAUUCCUAAAGUUACGAUAUUUAUUCCCCUUGCCAAGAUGGGGGAUCUCGUAUAGGUGUCCCAAAAUUUAUUCUCAUUCAUCUUCUUUUAUUUGUAAUGUUUCGCCUGGAGUUUGUCCGAUGCACGCUCAUAAAAUUCAAGUGAUGAAUGUUACUAUCAACUCUAUUUGUUUCCUCA
Theobroma cacao (cacao) is the source of this 4237-nucleotide messenger RNA. Its product is annotated as cellulose synthase A catalytic subunit 2 [UDP-forming]. Gene Ontology annotation, molecular function: cellulose synthase (UDP-forming) activity. The record is from RefSeq and is a predicted model, not a curated record. Gene Ontology annotation, cellular component: membrane. Gene Ontology annotation, biological process: cellulose biosynthetic process. Lineage: Eukaryota; Viridiplantae; Streptophyta; Magnoliopsida; Malvales; Malvaceae.